Messenger RNA from Diceros bicornis minor, 2509 nucleotides. RefSeq names its product protoheme IX farnesyltransferase, mitochondrial. Gene Ontology annotation, molecular function: protoheme IX farnesyltransferase activity. The transcript is spliced from 7 exons. NCBI's taxonomy places the organism in Eukaryota, Metazoa, Chordata, Mammalia, Perissodactyla, Rhinocerotidae. Bases 74 to 1408 code for a protein of 444 amino acids. The record is from RefSeq and is a predicted model, not a curated record. Gene Ontology annotation, biological process: heme biosynthetic process. Gene Ontology annotation, cellular component: mitochondrion; mitochondrial membrane.
GGGAGGGAAGAUGGCGGCGCCCAGCAGCCGGUGAGGACACGGGGAUCCCGGGGAGCGGCCAGACUCGUGCGUUAUGGCUGCCUCGCCGCACAGUCUCUCCUCACGCCUCUUGACAGGUUGGGUAGGAGGAUGUGUCUGGCAUCUAGAAAGAAGAUCUGUGCAGGAAUCCCCUCACAAGUUUAUGCAUCUUUUCAGGAGCAUCAAUAAGCAGUGGAUUACAUUUCAGCACUUUACCUUCCUCAAGCGCAUGUAUGUCACACAACUGAGCAGAAGCCUCAACCAGCAAGUAAAACCGAAGCCAGAACCAGUGGCAUCUCCUUUCCCUGAAAAAACAUCUUCGAGUCAAGCCAAAGCAGAAGUAUAUGAGUUGAGACCUCUUUCACCUCCCAGCCUAUCUUUGUCCAAGAAGCCAAAUGACAAAGAAUUGAUAGAACUAGAAUCUGCCUCGAUAAUUGAAGGCUCAGUAGAUGUGGGAAAAGAGACAAAAGAUGAAAAGCAGUGGAAAGAGAUGAAGCUGCAUGUGGACGAUCUACCGGGAAUUUUGGCUCGACUGUCCAAAAUCAAACUCACAGCUCUCGUCGUCAGCACCACCUCAGCUGGGUUUGCGUUAGCUCCAGGACCCUUUGACUGGCCCUGUUUCCUGCUUACUUUGGUUGGAACAGGCCUUGCAUCCUGUGCUGCCAACUCCAUCAAUCAGUUUUUUGAGGUGCCGUUUGAUUCAAACAUGAAUAGAACAAAGAACAGACCUCUGGUUCGUGGACAGAUCAGCCCGUUGCUCGCUGUGUCCUUUGCCACCUGCUGUGCGCUUCCAGGAGUUGCCCUUCUGACCUGGGGUGUGAAUCCGCUCACGGGAGCCCUGGGGGUCUUCAACAUUUUCCUGUAUACCUGCUGUUAUACCCCGUUGAAGAGGAUCAGCAUUGCCAACACGUGGGUCGGAGCCGUGGUUGGGGCCAUCCCACCGGUCAUGGGCUGGACGGCAGCGACCGGCUGCCUCGAUGCUGGAGCAUUUCUUUUGGGAGGAAUCCUCUACUCCUGGCAGUUCCCUCACUUCAACGCGCUGAGCUGGGGCCUCCGCGAAGACUACUCCCGAGGCGGCUACUGCAUGAUGUCCGUCACACACCCGGCCCUGUGCAGGCGCGUCGCCCUGCGCCACUGUCUGGCCUUGAUCGGACUGUCCGUGGCAGCCCCCAUCCUGGAUGUCACCACAUGGACCUUCCCCGUCAUCUCCCUCCCCAUCAACUUGUAUAUUUCCUACCUCGGCUUUCGGUUCUACAGGGACGCGGACCGCAAGAGCUCCAGGAAACUGUUCUUCUGCAGCCUCUGGCAUUUGCCCUUGUUCCUGCUCCUCAUGCUCACCUGUAAGCAGCCGCGAGGUGGGGGAAGUGACAAGGGAGAACCUCAAAGCUGAGAGCGCAUGGGCGUGUGGGGAAGAAACCAAACAUACAGGGAGACACAAUUUUUUUUCCCUUUGCUGUAAGACAAGAACAUUUUGGUAAUUCUGGAGCUCAAGAAGAGAAAUUGCUGGGUUUAAUGCAAGAUUGUAAAAUGAUUUGGUGCUCAGUGAUCACUUGACAAUUUUUUUUAAUGAUAAUAUCCAAAAUGCUCCCCGAAUACGAAAUGGGUUGACUCAGCAGAUUAAUACAAAGAGAGCAUAAUUUUCUCUUUGAGGGCCUGUAUGUACUUUUUCCUCCAACCUUCCCAUUGUUUUUCUUCUUCCUUGCAUAGUUGUACAAGUAUGCUUCUUCCUUUUCUGGCCCCACACAUGCACUCCCCACCUGCCGGCCACAGUGGUAAUUGGUGGCCAGACAAGGUGAGCAUUCGUCUAUGAUAUCAGUAGUUCUGUGUCCUCAGGUGCCGCAAGGCCUAUGUCAGAGGAAAUGCACGCUGCCAGCCGCAGCACCCCCUUGCCUGUGAAUGAGCCAGGGUUCCAGCUUUCUCUACCCCACACGUACUCUCUGCCGCAUACUCCCUCAAACAGAAAGAGAAUACCAAGGCUGGGCUGCUGCACAGUCUUGGGAGGGAGAAUUCCAAACGGUUGUCUAGGGAAUCUCAGACUGGACUGCGGGCCCUUGGCCCUCACCCCCAGUACAUAUCAGCAUUUCACAACCUCCGAGGAAUCAAAGGCGUCUUUAUCGUUGCCUUUAAAAUACAGGAGGUAUCUAAAGCCUUUCUUUCUGGAUGGAUAGCGCUAGACCUAACACCAGAAGUCGCUCCGGCUCUGAUCCAGUCCCUUUCCUCUUAGCAUUACUGCAGAGCGUCAGCUCCUCUUUGCUGCGCGGCUGUCUCGAGGCCGUGUGAGAAGGGAAAUCAGAAAAAAAGGUGAGCUGGGCUGGCCAACCCACGUAGCUCACACGCUUGUCCCUUUAGUGAAAAACACAUUUCCAUGCUGGCAUCUUCUGAAUUCAGAAAUCAGCCUCCACACAUCAGCAGCGUUGAGCCAUGAGCGGGAGUUGGGCUCUGGGUGGCGACGCUUCCUUCCGGUCCUGGGCAUUGUGUGAGUUUCCUGGUA